AUGUACAGGCCGAAUUAUCGCUCUCCUAACCCCUGUGGAGGCGGCAGUGUUGAUGGAAGCCCGGGGCCCUUCCGUAGCCCAGGGCCCUUCCCAGGCUCCGGGAGCCCCAUGCUUCCUCCGCCACUGCCGCCCCGGGGCUACGGGAGCCCUCACACACCGAAUUAUGGGCAGAGACCUGCAAGGCCGUACGGGAGCGGGGGAGGGCAGUCUCCGCGGUCUUCACCUUCUCAUGGCGGCUGGUACGGCGCUCAGUCUCCGGGUAACACUCCACCCCGAAGAGGCAGCCCUCGGUAUAACGUGUCACCGUACAACAAGUCUCCGGGAGGAGGAAACCAGCACUACCAGCAGCACAACGCCCGAGGAUACUCUUCUCCCAGACACCCCGCCAACUACCAGGGUUCUCCCAGGACAUCUACACCUUACGGUACGGCGCAUGGCAGAGAGAAAAGAGUGUCUGAUGUGGAAAACUAUUACAGACCAUCAAUGCUUGAGGACCCUUGGGCUAACCUAAAGCCAUUGUCCUUAUCAGACAUAGACCAAAAGAUCAACAGUGAGCAGACAACCAGCACUGGCAAAAAAGGGAGGUAUUUUAGCUAA
Staurois parvus is the source of this 597-nucleotide messenger RNA. The record is from the annotation of a GenBank genome assembly. Lineage: Eukaryota; Metazoa; Chordata; Amphibia; Anura; Ranidae.